Messenger RNA from Cheilinus undulatus (humphead wrasse), 7253 nucleotides. RefSeq names its product unconventional myosin-Ic-like. Gene Ontology annotation, molecular function: actin filament binding; microfilament motor activity; ATP binding. The coding region runs from base 291 to 3488 and encodes 1065 amino acids. The transcript has 33 exons. The record is from RefSeq and is a predicted model, not a curated record. NCBI's taxonomy places the organism in Eukaryota, Metazoa, Chordata, Actinopteri, Labriformes, Labridae. Gene Ontology annotation, cellular component: cytoplasm; vesicle; microvillus. Gene Ontology annotation, biological process: actin filament organization; vesicle transport along actin filament.
GAGGCAACAUCCUCUGACUGCAGAGAGGGGAAGCUGGCCUCACUGUGUCUCUCCGCUUUGCAACAGGUAGCACCUCAACUACAAACCGCUCCACCAUUACUCGAAAUCCUCAACCACUGCUUUAUCUUCAUGUCAGGAGGGGAAACGGCCUGUCAGGUUUUUUUCAGUGGAUCUGAUCGGAGAGGUGCAGCAUUUCCUCUGACACUUUUGAUAGGAAUAUAAACACCAAACAAGAUUUACAAAAAAAUAAAAAAUAAAUAAAGAAUUCCAAAAUCUGAAAAGUAGGAAAAAUGAUGAUGGAAUUGAGGAUCCAGCUGAUACCUACGGGGGAAAUCAUCCUUCCUCCAGGGAAGAAUGGAGAGAACUACUGCCACGGCUGCAAGGUGGUGGCUAGUGACGGUGUCCGGGCUAUGAUGGAGUCGGCCCUGACAGCCAGAGACCGGGUGGGGGUGCAGGACUUUGUUCUGCUAGAGAACUACACCAGUGAGGCAGCUUUCAUAGAGAACCUGCGCAAACGCUUCAAAGAGAACCUCAUCUAUACAUACAUUGGUUCAGUGCUGGUGUCGGUGAAUCCAUACAAAGACCUGGAGAUCUACACCAAAAACCAUAUGGAGCGAUACAGAGGAGUCAACUUCUACGAGGUCUCACCACACAUCUAUGCGGUGGCAGACAACUCAUACCGCUCCCUGAGAACAGAGAGGAAGGACCAGUGCAUCCUCAUCUCUGGGGAGAGCGGCGCUGGAAAGACAGAGGCAUCCAAGAAGAUCUUGCAGUACUACGCUGUCACUUGCCCAGCCAGUGAGCAGGUGCAGACCGUCAAAGACCGCCUGCUGCAGUCCAACCCUGUGCUGGAGGCCUUCGGCAAUGCCAAGACGUUGCGUAACGACAACUCCAGCCGUUUUGGCAAGUACAUGGACAUUCAGUUCGACUUCAAGGGCGCCCCUGUGGGUGGUCACAUCAUCAACUACCUGCUGGAGAAAUCUCGUGUGGUCUACCAAAACCAUGGGGAAAGGAACUUCCACAUUUUCUAUCAGCUGAUCGAAGGAGGGGAGGAGGACCUGCUAAGACGCCUCGGUCUGGAGAGGAACCCUCAACAGUACCAGUACCUUGUCAAAGGUAACUGUCCCAAAGUGAGCUCCAUCAAUGACCGCAGUGAUUGGAAGGUGGUGAGGAAAGCUCUGAGUGUGAUCGGUUUCAAUGAGGAUGAGGUGGAGGAGCUGUUAAACAUCAUCGCCAGCGUGCUUCACCUGGGGAAUGUGCAGUACGGCGGGGAAGAAGGCAACGCCUGCAUUACCUCUGACACACAGAUAAAGUACCUGGCCAGGUUGUUAGGGGUGAAUGGGACGGUGCUGACGGAGGCACUCACACACAAGAAGAUAAUCGCCAAGGGAGAGGAGUUGAUGAGCCCAUUGAACCUGGAGCAGGCGUCAUCGGCUCGGGAUGCUUUGUCUAAAGCAGUGUACGGACGCACCUUCACCUGGCUUGUGAACAAGAUCAACGCUUCACUGGCAUACACGGAUGACUCUUUCAAGAAUUACUCUGUCAUCGGCCUGCUGGAUAUCUACGGCUUUGAGGUCUUCCAGAACAACAGCUUUGAGCAAUUCUGCAUCAACUACUGUAACGAGAAGCUGCAGCAGCUCUUCAUCGAACUCACCCUCAAGUCUGAACAGGAGGAAUAUGAGGCUGAAGGCAUCACGUGGGAGCCGGUGCAUUACUUCAACAACAAGAUCAUCUGUGACCUGGUGGAAGAGAAGUUCAAAGGCAUCAUCUCCAUUCUGGAUGAGGAGUGUCUGAGACCCGGUGACGCCAGUGAUUUAACCUUCCUGGAGAAGCUGGAGGACACACUAGGAGGACACCCGCACUUUGUCACUCACAAGCUGGCCGAUGGAAAGACCCGGAAGGUAAUGGGCCGUGAUGAAUUCAGACUGCUACACUACGCUGGAGAAGUCAACUACAAUGUCAAUGGAUUUUUGGACAAGAACAACGACCUGCUCUUCAGGAACCUCAAAGAGGUGAUGUGCAUGUCAGAAAACAAGAUCCUGAACCAGUGUUUUGACAGAGAGGAGCUGAGUGACAAGAAACGCCCCGACACGGCAGCCACACAGUUCAAAGCAAGUCUGGCGAAACUCAUGGAGAUCCUCAUGUCGAAGGAGCCGUCGUAUGUCCGCUGCAUCAAGCCCAAUGACUCCAAACAAGCAGGUCGAUUUGACGAUGUACUGAUCCGUCACCAGGUCAAGUAUCUGGGGUUGAUGGAGAACCUGAGGGUGAGGAGGGCUGGCUUUGCUUACAGACGGCGCUAUGAAGUCUUCCUUCAGAGGUACAAGUCUCUGUGUCCCGACACGUGGCCAAACUGGGAUGGGAAACUUGCGGAUGGAGUUGCCACAUUGGUCAAACACCUGGGAUACAAGCCUGAGGAGUACAAACUGGGCAGAUCAAAAAUCUUCAUCCGUUUCCCAAAAACUUUGUUUGCAACCGAGGAUGCAUUGGAGACCCGGAAACACAGUCUUGCCACCAAGCUGCAGGCUGGAUGGAGAGGCUACAGCCAGAAGUCCAAGUACCAAAAACUCAGAACUGCAGUUAUUGCCAUCCAGGCAUGGUGGAGAGGGAUCCUGGCCAGGAGGAGGGCCAAGCGCAGGCGAGAGGCUGCUGACACGAUCCGCAGGUUUAUCAAAGGCUUCAUGUACCGCCACAAGGAGCGCUGUCCAGAGAACGAGUACUUCCUGGAUUAUGUGCGUUACUCCUUCCUCAUGAAGCUGCACAGGAAUCUGCCCAAAAAUGUCCUGGACAAGAGCUGGCCAACGCCUCCAGCUGCUCUCACUGAGGCAUCAGAGCAUCUACGAAAGCUGUGCAUGCAGAACAUGGUGUGGAGCUACUGCAAGAAGAUCAGCCCUGAGUGGAAACACCAGAUGGAACAAAAGAUGACUGCCAGUGAGAUCUUCAAGGACAAGAAGGACAACUACCCACAGAGCGUGCCCAAACUGUUUGUCAGCACCAGACUCAAUGGUGAGGACAUUAAUCCCAAAGUGCUGCAAGCACUAGGCAGUGAGAAGAUGAAGUAUGCAGUGCCAGUCACCAAGUACGACAGGAAAGGCUACAAAGCUCGGCCCCGACAGCUGCUGCUCACCGGCAGCAGCGUGGUCAUCGUGGAGGAGGGCAAAGUCAAACAGCGUAUCGAUUACGGAGCUCUCAAAGGUAUCUCUGUCAGCUCUCUCAGCGACGGCUUGUUUGUUCUGCACGUGCCCAGUGACGACAACAAACAGAAGGGAGACGUAGUCUUGCAGAGCGACCAUGUGAUUGAAACCUUGACCAAGCUUGCAAUCUGUGCCGACAAAGUAAACAGCAUCAACAUCAACCAGGGCAGUAUAAAGUUUACAGUGGGUCAGGGGAAGGAGGGGAUCAUAGACUUCACACCUGGAUCAGAGCUCCUGGUGGCCAAGGCGAAGAACGGACACUUGUCUGUGACGGCUCCCAGACUGAACUCCAGAUGAUGGCCGUCCUGACCUCACCAGGUGCACACCUUUGUACUCCUGGCCUCCCAUCCUCCAAUCACACGACUGCAGAUGCCACUCUGCCUAAGCAUAAGUGCUUCCAAUUAAAAAAAAGAAAAAAAUCAAGCAAAACUAAUUGAUAUAUUUAUGUUUAUAUAUUAUAUUUUGGGGAUUAAUACUUUUGCUGUUUGAAUAUUCUGAUUUUAUAUAUGAGGCCAAGGAAUAACAAAUAUUUUUGGUGCAUUUUUCUUGCACCAUGUGUGUUUAUUGUGCUUUAUUUGGGAUCAUGACCAAGACAACGAUGAGGGAAGAGUCAGAGUAAGAGACAACAAUGAGCAGAAGGAGCUUGUUGUUAGAGAAAAUCGGGGUUCUUUGUUGCCUGUAGCCUCUUUUUUUCCAGUUUACCUGUUCUGCUUGACUUGUAAGUUUGAUAAUUGUCUUGCUGACACUACUUACAGGGUUGGAUUGCUUGUUAUAAAAGCAUAAAGGUGUAAGGAAAAAGGCUGACAGUAUGUAGGAUGGCAGUUGAGAAGAGUAAAGAUUAUGGUUCAACCAAAGCGGGAGGCUUCUGCACCCAAAAAGCUGGUAUUAAUGUCAGAUGGUGGCUCAUUAAAUCAGAGCAAAGUUGGAUUUAGCACUAGGUAUAUUUAGAAAUCCAUUUAUACAGUUAUGAUACAUGAGAAGGCAUGUCAAGAGGGCUCUACUCUAAAGAAAUAGAUGGGAUACAACAUAAAUGCUGCAAAUAGGAACAAAGUAAGUGAGCAGUGGUGGAGAAAAGGCAAGAGAAAAGUAAAAAGGAAGAUAAAAGAGAGCAGCAGUUUAACCCCUGGUGCUUGUGCCUUUCUCUUUGACUAAUUUAUUUAUAAUUAGUGAGAUGAGCUGUAUAUUACUGUAUGAAAAACCAUGACACUCUGCAGCAGAAUGAGUCGAGUUAAGUGUAGAUACAAACUGUAAUCCUUCAACUGAAAUUUGUUUUUUUCUUUUUCUGGAACCACGUAACCCGCUCAGCCAAAGGCCAACGCUUCCUUCACUCUACUGGUCAACAUUUCCUGAGUUAUUCCGUCUCUCCUGUCGUCUUUGUCCUUCAGACUCCUCCCUCACCUGCCUGUUGUCUCUCGAAGAGCUUUGUUUCUGCUAUGACUGAACUGGUCUAAUGGCUACGCUUGACUAGGGCUUUAACUUUAUUUUUGUAAAUGCUACCAAAAAUUAUUUUAAAAAUAGGGAAAUACUUAGUUGAAAUCAGCAUAAAGACCAAUUUUUGAGGUAAAACACCAGUUAAAGCCUUAUUAAUGAACUUCUGUUUUACUUAAAUUAUCUCAAAAAAUUGUCAGAAGCAGCCCAAUCAGUAGAUUAAUGCUGAACUGUGUGAUUUGAAUAUAUGUGUGGCCCACAGUGUCACACUUUUCUUUAUAAAAGUGAUUAUGUUGAUGGAGUAAACAUCGAGUAAAUGCAUAGGUUACAGUAACUUUAAUGUCAAAUGCAAAACAUGGUUUUGUGCUGCAUGUAAUGCUCCACAACCAACAGAAAAUGAACCAAUGGCAGCACAAUGACCUUUUUUGUUUUCAGAAUUCCCACAUGCUUCCCUGAGCAUCAGUCAUGACUUCCUGUUGGAUGACAGCAAUACGGCAACAGCAGCCUUCUUUUGGAAAUGUAGUAAGCUUGUUGUAUUGUGUUAGGCUUGUAUUUCAGUUGAUUAAAGCCAGGAAUGAAGUGCACAAAAACCAAGACUAUUAGUGUUUUAACGGUCUGGACUCCGGAUAUGGAGCUAAAGACAGGGAUGGACCUGCUCAAACAGGGACAUACAGUCACCCUCAUUUAAAAUUAAAUCUUUAAUGUCAAACACAGACCUAAUGCAAGGCCUGACUCAGCUAACUUUAGCAGCUUAAGAUAAUUCGCAAGAAUAUUUUCUAGAAUAAGCUGACUUUUCUUGAGAGCUCUUUGUUGAAUAUUAAUGACUGAAUAACUUCAAGUUCAGGCUUUGUUUAGCUGAAGAUUAAGGAUCAUAAUCUCAAAUAUUUUUAAAGAAAAUGUCAGCAUAAUCCUGUUGUUUAGCUCGUCGAAGCUACUGUCAGUUGUUUUUAAGUUAGAAAUGUGACAUUUUAAAAAAUAACUUCACUGAGGCGCGUCUUUGCACAGCUUGAUUUUCUGUUCAUUCAUAACUCAAACUCACUGCACACCGCACUCUAAGCUAACAGAUAAUAUGCCCAUCUGCGAUAUUUAAAAGCUCAUUUUCUCUGCAUCACGUGACUUUAUCAUUUUUGUAUUUCUGGCAUUUCUUAAUUGCCUAAGUUGUCAACAGGAUAGCUCAACAAUUGGUCCAUGAAUGGAGUUUAAGAACAAUAUUCAUUAAUAACACAUCCACAUAAGUAAUUGUAUUGUUAUUUAGAAAUAUUUAAAACAUGUUACAAUGGGGUUACAUUUUUUUAUGCCACCUGUUGGCCUACAGAUGAGCUCACAUACUUAAAAAUUCUGGCAAAGCCAGUUUACAUCCAAGGAUUUCUCACAUAACAAAUUGCACACUUCAACUUUGAAAUGUGAACGUCAGAUUUUCUGUAAUGUGAAAAUAUGUGAUUUUGGACACAGUUCAAGAAUGGAAGAUCGAUACCGCCCUUAGUCAGUGAGCUAACUGUGAGCUCGCAGCUUCGACUUAGUUGAGCAUGUGUAAGAAAAAGCAAUUCUCUAAAAAACUAAAUGACAAAAAUUUUGGAUGUGGAUUGAACUGAUUCAGAGAGUUUAGUUUUGUUUCCUUAAAGCUAAAUUCAGUAAUCUAUUCCCCUGUUUUUCCAGUCUUUCUAUGAGGCUAAGCUAUCCGUCUCCCAGCUCUAGCCUUCCAUUAAAUGCUCUUACUGCAUAAAAGUGUCAUCUGAUUCUCAGCAGUUAAAGCCCAUUAAUGUAUUUCAGAAUAUUGAACCCCUCACAAGUGCCUGAAAGUAGGCUCUAUUAUCUUGAUAGCCAUAUGACACGUAGUAACUCAUUUAGUUAUGACCUUGAACAGACUAUAUUUUAUUAUUAUAGCUAAAAAUCACCCUAGUUCAGGCCAAAAGCCACCUACAGACCAGUUCCACAUCAAAUAUCUUUCUAACUAUCGACCAAAGACUGAUCCUUAGAAAAAUGACUCCAAAAUGUUUCCAAGUUCUCUCUCUUUUUUUUCUAGACUUCUCUUAAUGGCAGAACUUUCUUUUCCUCUGCACGACACAGGUGCAAUAAGCCGAGGCAGGACUGUGCUACUGCACUUAAAAUGAGCUAGCCAAAGACCAUGUUGAUUCUCUAGUGAUUUUGUGUUAAUGAUUUAUAUAUUACUUUGUCAGUCUUGAAUGUUAAUGUUUUUUUCUUCAGGAGGGAGAUCUUUAUGUACAGUUUGUGUUCUGUGUUGUAAAUGAGAGAUUCAAGCCGAGUGGCGGUUUGAAGAUGUGAAACGUUUGGUGAGAAAACGCUUCUAGCAUUGCUUGUUAAUACAAACUGUUGAUGUGCCUUGUUGGAUAGCAAUGCAACAGACUAGCGUAAAAUUUGAGAGAAAUACCUCCCUGACUGAGUCCUGUCUUUGUGGCCAUUUAUAAAAUUCCCCAGCAGCACCUGAACGCCUCCUCCCUCUGUGUGUAUAAGCUUUAUUCAAGCCAGAUCCCAAGUUUAUCUUUUGAUUUACAGAUGCACUCCUGUUAUCAGUCCUGAUUUACUGUAUGCACCGCACCAAUGUAUAAUUAUGCCAAUACACUAAGAGAUAAGAUACUAAAGAUUUGAAAAAUAAAUUUGAAAAGUAAAAACAAA